AUGUCAACAAUUGAUUCGAGGGUAGCCCAUGUGCUGGACUCGGCCAAGGCCGAGGAAGAUGAUGAAGCACUCUUUGAUGCCCUAGAGGACGACACCGCCGCUCUCGACGCUUUUCGAGAGCAACGCAUGCAACAGCUCUCUUCGGAGCUUUCCCGCGCCAAAGAUAUGCGCAAUGAAUCCCAUGGUACAUAUACCGAAAUUAAAGACGAAAAGGCUUUGAUGGACAUUACCACUUCAUCAAAGCUGUGCGUGGUGCAUUUCUUCAAGCCCGAUUUUGGACGUUGUGGCAUCAUGGACGGUCAUCUAGAGGUAUUGGCACCUAAGCACUUCGAUACUCGGUUUUUGAAAAUCAACGUCGAUAAUGCGCCUUUCCUCGUGACAAAACUGAAAGUGAAGGUCUUGCCCUGCGUUAUAGCGUUCAUUGACGGUAUCGGCGUUGAUAGACUCAUUGGCUUUGAAGGCGUUAGCUUUGCUGGAGAUUCCUUUACAACAUCCGAACUUGAAGGCCGGUUGCUGAGCUCCGGCGUGCUUCUGAGAUCAAAGACCACGGGUGCAGAGACUACGGCAGACAGGCGGAACCUCCACAACAAUAAAGAUGAGGAAGAUGACGAUGACGACUGGGAUUAA
Xylona heveae TC161 is the source of this 627-nucleotide messenger RNA. RefSeq names its product thioredoxin-like protein. Lineage: Eukaryota; Fungi; Ascomycota; Xylonomycetes; Xylonales; Xylonaceae. The record is from RefSeq and is a predicted model, not a curated record. Gene Ontology annotation, cellular component: cytoplasm. The transcript is spliced from 2 exons. The coding region runs from base 1 to 627 and encodes 208 amino acids.